AUGGACGGGCAGACAGCGGGCCAGCCACCGCCGCAUAGGCAGGCAAAGCCACAACAAGCGACCAUCCCGCCCUUCGACUCGCCAGACGCCGUCGUGCGCUCGCUCAAGACCAGGGAUGCCGCAGCGCUUCAAGCGGCUCUGAAUCAAAUCGACAAGCGGGCAGCGGCGUUGGUCGCCAGGGAGGCGCCGAGAGCGCAGCCGGACCUCUUGCUCGACUACCUCAAGCUGCACCCGGGCUGCGAGGGCGUCUUCGAGGCGUGGGACCUGGCUAACAAGACCAACAACUCCCCGCUCUCGACCGCCGUCCUCUCCUGCCUGACUUCCCUCGUCCGCCUCGCCUCGACAGACCCCUUCACGCCCUCCCCGGACCUGCUCAAGACCCUCCUCUCGCCGAAAUACCACCCCUACCUCGAACGGAGCUUGAACCCGGGACGAAACGAUGUCACGACUGCGUCGCUCAAGUUGUGUAAUGUGCUUGUUGGAUUCGGCGGUGGGAAGUAUGCGAGGAAGGUGUUUGGGUGUUUUGGGUGGUCGCCCAAGGUCACUUCUCGCCUGUACAAGACCCGCCUCCGCUCGCUCACCUCUUCCAACGCCCUCUCGAAACCCGACAUCCGCACUCUCCUGAUCCUCCUCGUCCUCUCAUUCCUCUCCGCCUCGGACGUCCGCCUCAAAUCCCAAGUCCUCGAAACCAAGGGCUUGUUGAGCGGCGUCUUCAAGGGCUUGAAUGAGGAUCCCGAGAGUGUGGUCGGGCUUGUGUUGGAGGUUGUGGCGAGGGAGGUGGUGGUUGAACGGAGGGUUGGGCUCGAGGCGAGGAGGAACGUGUUUGAUGAGGCGUGCAUCAACGAGCUCGUCAAGUUGUACGACUACCCGCUCCCAGUUGGCGACGACGACGUUCCCCCCUCCCACCCCUCACUCUCAAUCCACCGUUUCCUCCAACUGCUCACCACCUGGCUCUCGGACCAAAUCGCCUCCUCACCACCCGGCCGCUCGUCCCACCCUCAACGCGUCCUCUCGACCCUCCUCCGCGCACUCAAAGUCACCGAAUCCCCGCGCCAGCGAGACUUGGGUCUCGAGAUCCUUCGCUCUGCACCGAUCCUCGCCGGAGCGUUCUGGACCAAGUUCCCGAGCUCGUUAGAUCCGAGGUUGAGUUCGAGGUGGGUUAGCGCGAUCACGUUUGCGACGCAGGUGGUUGGGCUGCCUGUCGCGCGGGACUUGUCGAAGGGCGGAACGGCCCCUCCUCCGGCUGUCUCCACCAUCCUCGAUACCAUCCUCCCGCCUUCUACGUCCUCCACCCUCAACCGCGCCUGGUACACCAAAUCCAUCACGCACGAAACACCCCUCGUCUCGUUCCUCUCGUCCCUCUUCCUCCUCUCGAUCCUCCAGAAGGCUGCGAAAGUCCUUGAGGUUAUGGCUGAGACGAGUCGCGUGCUUGAGGAGGGCGAGGGAGGGAGGUGGGCCGUUCAGGCGAGGAAAGUUAGGGACGAGUUGAGGAAUCGGCUGCCGGAUCCGAGUAUUGUUGUGGGUUUGAUGACCAAGACAGCGGCGGCUGCUGCUGCGUCGGCGGCAGCUGGGAAGGAGAAGGAUGGUGAGGCGACGGCACCGAAGAAGAAGGACGACGGGAUGGCUGAAGGCGCGCUCCUGCGCACCAACGUCGCACUUCGCCUCCUCUUCCUCUACCACCGCGUCGCACCCUCGCUCAUCGCCACGCUCAAAUUCGAUUUCGCCAAACUCCCUCAGACGUACGCCCAACAUGCCCGGCCCGCCUCGCCCUCCACCGACUCGACCGACGCACAAGGCUCCUCCGGCCUACUCGCCAUCUCCUCUUCCUACGCCCUUCGCCUCGCCGCCGCGCACUCCUCCUCAUCCAACAUCUCCCUCAACCGCCCCGGAGACCACUACAAGUCCUCCCUCGUCCCGCUCUUCCAGCUCUACCGCACGCCCGCCACCCGCUCGAACCGCGCGCUCUUGCGCGAGAUUCUGAGGAGACAACUCGACUCGCCGUUGUUGUUUGGGGUGCCUGGAGCGAACGCGGUGGAUGAGGGCGAGGUGGAUGUUUGGUUGAGAGCGUUGCCGGUCCCUGCGGCUGAGGGUACUGGAAGGUCAGCGACGAGCGAAGAGAUGGACGUCGUACUCGACUUUUUCGCCAAAUGCGUGCAGAAGACGCUCACGGCGCCUUUGAAGCUCGAGCACUCGGCGCAAGAGGCCGAAAGGGGGUUCAGUAGGUUGCUCGCGACGGUCGUGGCGGAACUUGCGGCGAAUCAGGACGACGCGGUGCGCGCGUUCGUCAAGGAUAGUGUGCUGCACUUCUUGGCGCAGCAGAAGGAGCUUUCGAUGGUAGGGCAGUUGGUGGAUGUUCUUGAGGAGAAGCUUCCUAAGGAGGAGGAGCUCGUGAGGUUGUUGCGCGACUGUCUCGCCGUCGCGCAGGGUCACGAGGUUGUCGAUGGUGUUGUGCCUGCACUCGCCUCGCGUCUCGAGGAAUCGGAGGACGACGAACUCGCUUCGGUCGUCGCGUCCCUGAGUCCCGUCAAGCAGAACGUCUUCGCCUCGCUCGCCGACUCGACACAGCUCCAGCGUGUCCUUGCUGCGAUGCCACUACCCCUCGUCCUCAUCCACGCGCGUGCGACCGAGUUGACCCACCCGUCCAUCGCGCGAACAAUCCUCGGCUUCGUUUCGACCUCGUCUUUCCACGUCCCGACUGUGCGACUGUUGUUGCACCGCUUCGUCAACGGCUCGCAAGCCGAUGAGGUCACCGCAUUCAUCGUGCGGGCGUACGGUCAAGCGGGCGAGGCGCCGAAGAAGGAGAUCAAGGAGAUGUUGGUCGCUCAGGAGGGAUUGCUCGGCGUGUUCAAGCGGGAUGGUCUCUCCUCCGCCGGCUACACGAACACGGUUCGACUGGUCGGUCAGGUGCUUGACCCGACCGUCUCUUCCGAUAUCCUCCUCGUCCAGCCGUUUUGCGACGCCGUUCUCGCCGAUCUCACCCCCGUCAAUCCCGCGUCUGAGCCACCCGCGAAGAAGCGCAAGCGCCGUUCAUCGCCGCCGCCACCUCCAACCGGUCUCUCCCAGCGCGUACUCGCUGCCGGCCCUCUCCUUCCCUUCUUCGCCACGACCUCCUCCCUUCCCCUCCUCGAGGCGCUCCUUUCACACUUCAGCGCCGAUCCCACCACCCUCGACCCAGCAUCGAAGCAGCUUCUCGGUUCCGCCUUCGCCCGCGUCCUCGACCUGCCGACUUCGACCUCCUUCCUCUCGUUCUGGUCCUCUCAGUUCUCCCGCCUAAACACCCUCUUGACCAUCGACGGUCUUGAGAAGGCAGGCGACGUCCUCGUCAAAGGCGCCGACGCGCUGCUCCCUUUCUCGACCUCCUCGGCAACUCGCUCGAAGGAGUGGAGCAGCCUUCCGAAGGCAGACGACUGGGCUGCCGAGCUCCUCGCCGGUUCCGCCGUUUCGACGGCGCAAGCAAAGACGCUCGCCGCGCUCGUGUACCGCUCUACGGCCGCGCGCGUCCGGUUCGCCGCUUGGCUUGCAGGAAAGGGCGUCGAGACGGACCUCGUCGCCUUAGCCGCACCGCUAGAGGCACUCGUCAAAGUCGCUGAGGCGAAGGUCGACUCGAACGCCUCGGUCCAGCCGGACAUCGUCGCAGCGCUCGUUCAGCAACUUGCGACGUCGCCCGCACGCGCGGCUGCCGAGGCCUUGCGAGCGGUCGCGGUGAUCGUCUCGCAUGACACCUCCAAGGAGGUUGAGGCGGUCCUGCGAGCUCGUCUGACAGGUCUCGGUCGCGACGGCUUCCGCGCUGCCGACAUCAGGCUCGCCUCGACUUUGGCGAGGACGCGACAGACCCUGACGAGUAUGCUUGAAGCAUUCGUGAACGCGACGUUCGAGGGCCUGGUGCGACGGUUCGCGGAGGAUGAGGAGGAUGGAGAGGAGGUUAGGCAGCUCGUGGAGGCUCUGACUGCGACGCUUCACGAACGCACGACGUUGUCGCUGACGAGCAAUGCGCUGAGCCCGCUCAUCACGGCCAUCACGACAAGGCGGCUCGACCAGCCUUACGCGACGGCGCUCGGCACGGCUCUUUGUGAGCAGCAGCAGCUGAAGGACAACGAGGUCACUCGGCACCUCAACGAGAUCUUCGCGUCGCCCCGUUUCCACGCCUUCACCGCCAACCCAACCGACUCGCCUACCGCAGUCUCCUCCGCCCUUGCACUCGUCCUCGCUCUCGCAUCGUCUUCGCCCACGGCCGCCGCGAACGCCCGUUCCGUUGAGCGCCUCGUCCCCUUCUACCGAGGUACUCUGUCCCCCGGCGACCGCUCUCUCCUCGACCUGUUCCAGCGCAUCGAGCUCGUCAGCGGCGCAUCCGUCUCGCCGGCACUUCGCAACUGGGCGCCCUCGAUCGACUCGGCCUCGCUCCUUGACGGCACCCGCAUCGCUGCUAUUGCCGCGAGUCAGAAGACUUUCGUCUGUCGCAGCUGGGCUCGCGCGUUCGCCUCGACUCGCACGUCGUCCGCGGCUGAAGACGACGCGAGGACAUACGACCCGCACUUCAUCGUGCCGUUCGUCGCGGCGCUUGCGGAUGAGGACGACUUGAAGCUGCAGGAGUGGACGACGCUGCUCGAGAGUGGCAUGCUCGGCACGGUCGUCGCGGCGCUUGCGUCGAGUGACAACGGCCUGCGCGGACUGGCAAGGUCGGCGCUUGCGGCUCUGCUGAAGAAGGCCGAACCGCUCGCGUUCCGCGAGAAAGACGAGCUCGUCCUCGUCUUGACCCAAGUGCGCCUGACGAUCUACUCCCAAGCGGGCGAAGCAAUCCCCUCCUCGAUCGCCCUCUUCCUCGCACACUGCGUCUCUCUCAUCGGCUCUCCCGAAUCCGCUCUCUACCCGCCCUUCAUGCGCUUCCUCCUCCAGCGCUCGACGAUGGACGUCCGCGACGUCCCGCUGUUCUACAAUAUGCUUUAUUCGAGCAAUACGGAUGAGUAUGCGGCGGCGCCGAGGGAGGAGAGGGCUUGGAUGGUGAGGUACUUGACGGAGGGUCUCGUGCGGUCGCAGGACUGGAAGAUCUACCGGCGCCGACAGGUCUUCGAGCUUCUCGCGUCGCUGUUCGAAGCGAGCAGGCAAGACCCGCCUCUCCGCAAGCUCGUCCUCAAGUUCCUCAUCCGCGCAACCUCGAUCCCGGCAGCCGCACGCGAGCUCCUUUCCCGCAACGGCCUGCUCGGCUGGCUAUCCUCCCAGCUUCCGCUCGACAUCGCCGAACGCCGGCUCUUCCUCCAGGUCGUGUGCAACAUGGCGCAGGUCGUCCCGUGGGACAAGAUGGCGGGUGUUGCGGAUGUGGUCGAGGCGACGGUGAAUGCUGUUGGACCGGAUGUCACCGCCGUCGACGCUCCGACAUUGCUCGACCUCGUCCGGCACGUCGUUACGCAUCUCUCGCCCACUUCCACCUCUUCCUCCCUCCUCCCGCUCAUCCUCUCUCGCCUUUCCGACAUACUCCGAGCCGUCUCCGCCACUCUUGACGCCCCCUCCGCCUCGACUAGCGUCCAGGAGCGCUUCUAUACAACGGUCACCCUCCUUGCCUUCGUCCGUUACGAGGCGAACCAGCCCGAGCGCAAGGAGGACAGGGAGUUGUGGAGUGCGGCGGUCAAGGCGGGAUUGAAGGCGGGCGUGAAGGAGUUGGAGAAGGAGACGAUCAGGAUCUUGAGCGGGUAG
Messenger RNA from Rhodotorula toruloides NP11, 5688 nucleotides. RefSeq names its product transcription coactivator, histone acetyltransferase. Gene Ontology annotation, biological process: maturation of LSU-rRNA from tricistronic rRNA transcript (SSU-rRNA, 5.8S rRNA, LSU-rRNA); maturation of 5.8S rRNA from tricistronic rRNA transcript (SSU-rRNA, 5.8S rRNA, LSU-rRNA). Gene Ontology annotation, cellular component: nucleolus. Lineage: Eukaryota; Fungi; Basidiomycota; Microbotryomycetes; Sporidiobolales; Sporidiobolaceae. Bases 1 to 5688 code for a protein of 1895 amino acids. The transcript is spliced from 12 exons. The record is from RefSeq and is a predicted model, not a curated record.